AUGUCGACAUCAAGUCCUAAAAGCGCUGCCGCUUGCCAUGCAGUCCAAGGACAGGAAGAUUCGUUAGUCACAGUAGCCAGUGUGCCAUCAUCUGCGACGAGUUCCCACAGCGUACCUAAAGAAGCCGAUCGUAGAUCAUUGUCUAUUGCGAAAAAUGGAUUACAGAUUUUACGUGAGAUCUUUCGUCUGGGCUAUCAGCCUUAUUACUCGCCUCAACUUUCAGAUGUGGUACUUGUUGCAAUCGACUUUGAGAAUAUCAACACCAUCAAGAGCGGAUUUGCGCAGAAGGGAAAUUGCCAAAUUGGACUUGCGAUUCUUGAUACAAAGGAAAUCAACCAGAUGCCUCCAGACGAGCUUAUAUCCACCCACAAUUUUGCUACAGGAUCUCCUUCAUACCUGAGCAAGGCGUCAAGAAAGUUCAUGUUUGGGGAGACAAUCGCAAUCAGCCCACCAAACAUUGUCAACCAUAUUCAAUCUGCUAUCCCCUCAGCUCGAAAUGUAGUUUUUGUAGGCCAUGGUAUUAUCAAUGACCUUCAGGCUUUACAAGCUCUCGAUUUCGAGUAUCCAGUGCUUCUCUCGAGCGUUUUAGAUACCUCUUACGUCGCUAAUGAGGUGUUUGAGUAUUGGGCUGGGUCUCUUGGCGAUUUACUCCUUUCUUUGGGAUGUUCCUUCAACAGGCUUCAUUGUGCAGGCAAUGACGCCAAUUUUACAUUAAGAGCUCUACUUCUUCUAGCUGCUUGCGGGUUUUCUAAGCAGCAAGGAGAGCAAGAAGAGGAUUGCGACACGCUUGCUUACCUAAGGCAAAUUUCAGCAUCUCCAAUACCACAUUGGGUUGAUCCAGAGGUCCAGGCUCUACAAAAAAGGGAAAGGAGGGGUGCAAAAAGUCGGAAGCACCAAUCAAAGACAUGGAGCAAGGAAAAACAAGAAGAAAUCCGUGCAGCUCGGCAGCUUAAGAAGCGGAACAUUACGGAAGCUGGAUAA
This is a messenger RNA of Bipolaris maydis ATCC 48331, 981 nucleotides long. RefSeq lists its product as uncharacterized. Lineage: Eukaryota; Fungi; Ascomycota; Dothideomycetes; Pleosporales; Pleosporaceae. Gene Ontology annotation, molecular function: nucleic acid binding. The record is from RefSeq and is a predicted model, not a curated record. Gene Ontology annotation, cellular component: nucleus.